Molecule: messenger RNA, 1053 nt
Organism: Porites evermanni
Lineage: Eukaryota; Metazoa; Cnidaria; Anthozoa; Scleractinia; Poritidae
Source: the annotation of a GenBank genome assembly
AUGGAAGAUUUGCAAGCAACGUCAUAUCCAUUGUCUAUUAACAACCAUUCAGCCGCUUUCACCAACGGCACUGCUGCAGCAAUCACUGCCAGUUUAGUAUACGUCACUCCAGCAGGUUUCGAUACUAAACUCGUUCUUGUGGUACUGUUUGUAAGUUUUGGAAUCCUCGGAUUGGGGGGUAACAUCCUGAUCCUGUAUUUUGUUUCCAAGAAAAAUUCUGUUCCAUUCCAUCAAUCAUCUCCCUUCCUAAGGAACUUCAACCUUUACAUGAAGAGUUUGGCGAUUUCAGAUAUACUUGCUUGUUUGAUUUCUGUUCCGGUGGUUUGCGCACAACUAAUGUUUGACAUAUUUCAAAAUGGUUGGCCUUGUAAAAUAGUUCGGUAUAUUGCUGUUGUAUUUAACUGUGUAACAAUUAAUAAUUUAAUGGCCAUAAGCACCGAGAGGUUUCUUUCGACCCGUGAUGUUCCUAAGACGUUCAGUAGUAGCACUGUUCGUAAAUUAGUGUACGCUGCGUGGGUUACAGGGUCUCUUAUCGUAUUUGCUCCUGCAGCAACAAUGAAUGGUGUAAGACACGAUAUUAGUGCCACGCACUACACGGUGGUAUGCGAUAAAGAUACCAGUUACCUACCUUACAGAGUGAUUGUAGCGGGCUUUGUACUUACACAGCACGUCAUACCAAGCAUUGGUUUGAUUUGUAUUAACGUAAUCUUAGCCGUAAGGGUGUGGAAGAGGGGAAAAAGAACCAUCGAUAUACAGAAAGAUAACGCCAUUAGGGCGAGAGUCAGAUCACAGCAACUCAAAGCAACUUACAUACUCAUACUUGUCACACUCGCUUUCGUUAUUCCAUAUUCAUCAUUACUUUAUUACGCAGCCUUUGUUGUGGUAUUUAAACCUUCCCUGGAUUUCCAGGACGAUUUUUUGAUAAGAUAUAUCAGUGCAGUGCUGAUUUUGUCGAGUAGCUCUAUAAACUUCAUCAUAUAUGUGGUUCAGAUGAAGGAUUUCCGUGCGUUUUUAAAGAAAGUCUUAUGCUGCAAGGGUGAUGGAAACGCGUAG